Messenger RNA from Symbiodinium sp. CCMP2456, 1040 nucleotides. Lineage: Eukaryota; Dinophyceae; Suessiales; Symbiodiniaceae. The record is from the annotation of a GenBank genome assembly.
AUGCCGGUAUCUUUGCCUUUCAUGCAGCCGACCUACGGAUCUAUGCCUCGCCUGGAUUGUCCGAGCGACUUGGGCCGUGACGGCAGCAUCGAGCCUGGGCUUGAUGGCGACCCAGCAGGGGAGGAUGUAAAGGCCGAGGAGCCCAGGUUAGAGCUUUCAGUUUUAAUCGACUCAACGUCCACCCCUAGCCCGCCACUGGCAUCCAGCAGCAAUCUGGGCGUCAUGCCUGAACCAAAGCGGACCAAGAGGGAGAAGGAGGCAAGAAAGGAGCAGAAGAAGGAUCAGAAGAAGGACCUGGCGAAAGAAAGCGACAAGAGCGGCAAGGAAGCUCCAAAGCCGGCCAAGGAGGCAUCGAAGCCGAAGGAGGCUCAGAACAUGGAUGCGAAGGAUGCCAAGGUUCAGAAGGAAGAGACGUCAAAACCCGAGAAGCAAAAGUCGCCGGAAGAGCUCCGGCGCGAGAAGCUUCGGCAAGUUGAGGCAGAGGUGGAGCGCUUCCGCCAGCAGCUGGAGAAGCAGCGCUACGAGCCGGAGGUGGUGCAGAUGAAAUGCGACCGCCGCCGGAUGGAGCUGCUUGAGGCAGCCGCACACGAGGAGUCCUUCUCGCUGCGGCAGAAAUCCGUCGAAGCGGCAGCUGCAGGUGCCUCGGAGUCCCUGCCAGCCAGCAAAGACAAGGAGGCAACCACAUCGCAGCCUCAAGCGGCUGCCAAAGAGGAGGGCCCCAAGGAAGGCAAGGAUGGCAAGCAGGAUAGCAAGUCAGGGAGGGAAAAGGAUGCCAAAGACUCCAAGUCCAAAGAUGGCAAAGAGGCCAAGGCCGUGAAAGACUCAAAGCCACCAAAGGAUGCAGCACGUGACAAGGUCCGGACCGCGCCGCAGACGAAGGAGAGGGAGAAGGACAAGGAUAAAGACAAGGAGAAGGAGAAGGCCAAAGAGAAGACGAAGGAGAAAGAAAAGAGCAAACCCAAGGAUCAGGAGAAGGACAAGGAUCGUAAGAAGAGGAGCCGCGAACGGCGGGAGAGCAGCUCAAGCUGCAGCCGAAGCAG